AUGAUCCGCGCUCUCGCCCGCCCCGCCGUCCGCAUCACCCAGCGCCGCAGCGCCUCCACCUCGGCCACCCCCGUUGUCCCACUCCAGAACAUUGAGACCCGUUGGGCCACCCUCUCUGCCCAGGAGCAGUCCUCCGUCGCCAAGCACCUUGAGCAGAUCCAGGCCGGCGAAUGGACCAAGAUGACCGCUGAACAGAAGAAGGCUGCCUACUGGGUUGCUUUCGGACCCCACGGUGCCCGCACUCCCCUCACCGGACCCGGACACAGCCUCAAGGUCGCUGCCGGUACCACCGCCGUCGUCGGUGCCGCUGGUGCUCUCUUCCUCUGGAUCCGCUCCAAGGGCGGCGAGAAGCCCUCUACCAUGACCAAGGAGUGGCAGGAGGCCUCCAACGAGUACGCUCGUGCCAACAAGAUCAACCCCAUCUCCGGUGUUGCCUCCGAGGACUACAAGGGCACCGGUUUCGUCUCCAGCUCCAAGAACUAA
Messenger RNA from Linnemannia hyalina, 483 nucleotides. NCBI's taxonomy places the organism in Eukaryota, Fungi, Mortierellomycota, Mortierellomycetes, Mortierellales, Mortierellaceae. The record is from the annotation of a GenBank genome assembly.